Tribolium madens (black flour beetle) is the source of this 1789-nucleotide messenger RNA. RefSeq names its product G protein-activated inward rectifier potassium channel 3-like. Gene Ontology annotation, biological process: potassium ion import across plasma membrane; regulation of monoatomic ion transmembrane transport. Gene Ontology annotation, cellular component: plasma membrane. The record is from RefSeq and is a predicted model, not a curated record. NCBI's taxonomy places the organism in Eukaryota, Metazoa, Arthropoda, Insecta, Coleoptera, Tenebrionidae. Gene Ontology annotation, molecular function: inward rectifier potassium channel activity. The transcript has 5 exons. The coding region runs from base 216 to 1517 and encodes 433 amino acids.
CAGCGUGAUUGCAUUGUUGGUGCAAAGAAAUAUCCGCUUCCUGGCCUGCCUUUAAUUGGGUGUUAUCACGAUGACCACGAAACGUGACCACUAACCCUCCUCCAAUUCAAGACGAUUCAAACGCACGACAAUUUCCAUGUAGUGUUAUCUCAACGCAGGUGAAACAACGCGAUGACAACUGAUUUUAAUACAAAUAAGAGUAGUAAAGUGGGAAAAUGCCCGGACAGAAGCUUUUCGUCAAACCGGGGACUAUAGAUGAAUCGGAAGAAGACGAAUUUGGGAGGUCGGAGGAUGUCAAGUUUAAAAUUGGAGGUGAUUCGCCUUUGCUCACUAGGGGUUUCAGUCCGCUUUCAGGGGGUGUUUCAAGCCUUGCCAGAAUCUCCACCUGUAAUAGCUCACUGACCAAUGUGCCAGGGUUUAGGCAGGAUGGCUCCAGAAAGUCCUUUCGUCCCGGCGCCGUUCGUAAAAUCCGACGUCGAGCAGUGUUCAAAAACGGCGAUUGCAACGUUUUACAAUCGCGCAUUUCCAAGCGAGGCCUUCGCUUCCUGCAGGACAUUUUCACAACUCUUGUUGACAUCCAAUGGAGAUGGACACUGAUUAUCUUCGCUUUGGCGUUUUUCGUGUCAUGGCUGGCUUUCGCGCUGAUUUGGUGGCUGAUUAUGUUCACACAUGGGGACCUCGAAGACGAGCAUUUACCAAUGAAUCAAGCCGAGUCAAAUUGGACGCCUUGUGUCCUCAACAUUCAUAGUUUCACGUCGUGUUAUCUCUUCAGCAUUGAAACGCAACACACCAUCGGCUAUGGUGUUAGAACCACGACUGAAGAAUGCCCCGAAGCCAUUUUCAUCAUGUCCAUGCAAAGCAUCAUCGGGAUGAUGAUCCAAGCCUUCAUGGUGGGCAUCGUCUUCGCGAAAAUGACCAGACCCAAGCUGCGAACCCAAACUUUGCUCUUCUCCCGAAAUGCAGUGAUAUGUCAAAGAGAAGGCCACUUGUGUCUCAUGUUCCGAGUCGGAGACAUGAGAAAGAGUCAUAUUAUAGGGGCCAGUAUCAGGGCGCAGUUGAUAAGAGCCCGCAAAACCAAAGAAGGUGAAGUUUUGAGCAAUUUCCAAACUGAAUUGAGUGUCUCAGCUGAUGGCUGUGAUAACAAUUUGUUCUUCAUUUGGCCGAUGACCAUCACACACAAAAUCGAUGAAGAGUCGCCACUUUACCAUCUCUCAGCCAGCGACAUGUUACAAGACAAGUUUGAAAUUGUGGUGAUUUUGGAGGGGACGGUGGAGAGUACCGGGCAGACGACUCAAGCCAGGUCCAGCUAUCUAGCCACUGAGAUUUUGUGGGGCCACCGUUUCGAGCCUGUCGUCUCUUACAACAAAGACCGUCAAGGUUACGAAGUCAACUACUCGAAAUUUGACAACACUUACCCCGUCGACACCCCCUUGUGUUCGGGGGCUGAAUUGGCCGAAUUUUACAAAUUACAAGAUGUACCUGAUUCUGGAGAUAGUCAAGCAAUUAGUCCAGUUUAGCUUUUGUGCUAUUUCUCAACUAAUUGAUUUAGUGUACGUGUUUCGUUACGCUUUUGUGAUAUUUGUGUAUUUUUUACAAACCAAAAAUAAAUAUUUAUUAUAGUUUAAGUCACAGCUUGGAUGUUGCAAUUUUAGAGCCAAUGGGUUUGCCUGAUAAGAGAGUGGAGGAUAGGGUUUUGAGACCACCUCCACCCAUUAAUAGAAAUGAGGGCCCAGCGAGAACCAAUUAUUCUUAUGAAGGAUAUGACGAAGAUAUGCUUGGGGAAGUCAAU